CUGGGCAUUGAGCACUUGACCCCCCCGUGUACGAAGCUGGAUCCGUCUUGAAUAUACUUAUGUACAUACAUGUAUUAUCAAUAAAAAAAUAACGGACAGCUGAAUGAUAUUGCCAUAAUUGUUACCUAUUUUUGCUUGCGAGAAAUUCAAAGAUACGAACAUACUUAAUAUUCCACAAUAGAAAUAUUUUCACCUUCAAAAAUUUGCAAAUGCAAAUGUUCCUUUUCUAAUAAUAAAUUAAUAAUAUAUUACGUUGAAUACAUUGUGGAAAAAUAUAAGCUGUAAUUUUUACUUUCCUUGUGCAUUGCAAAUAAAAGAAAAUCAAAUAAGAAAUAGCUACUUAGUUUGUAAUAACGUUUCGUACUUACAUAAGCGUAGUCUUUUAGCUAUUCAAAUAAAAUACUCGUAGAACAUAAGUAAAAAGACAUUUUACAUUUCGAAACCACAUUAUAUAAAAUAAAGGAAAAUAAUUAAUUUUAUACAGAAUAAUAAACUAUCGAAUCAGAACACAAUGAAAAUCAAAAAGAUGAAGAAGUGUAGAAUUUCGUGGACAAUUGCAUAUCUGUCAGUGAUUUUUUUUGUUGCUGAAGCAGAGGAAAACGUGGGUUUUGUCCAAGGAUUACUAUCAGACUGUCCCGGCUCCUGGAUACCAUCCAGAAUAAAACCAGAAAGCCUGAGGCACCUCCAACUGUCAGUUCUGGGCAACGGCAACAUACUCUCAGCCCCAUGGCCAAAGUACAACUACUACCGGGUGAAGGAGAUACUCCGCAACCCUGACUUCAACGUGAAGAAUAAGACUAUGCUCUAUGUUGGAGGGUACUGGGACUCAGGGACCUGGGGAGUGGGAAGACUGUUGGGUCUUUUGUACAAGCAGAUGGACUAUAACGUGCUUCUUUUGGAGACUGUGUAUUUCACGACGACGACGUUUGAGAAAGCUUCACGCCUUAUGCGACCAGUCGGAAAGCAUGCAGCCGAGAUGCUAGCAGUCCUCACUAAGCUCGGUAUGGAUCCCAAAAACCUCACCAUAUGUGGCAUCAGCCUCGGAGGACAAACUGUAAGCUUCAUAGCCAAGGACUACCGGAAAAUCACAGGCCAGAACAUCUCCACCAUCGUCGCCUUAGACGCUGGUGGCCCUUGUUUCAGAUUUCUAGGCCCGAAACAGAGAUUAGACCCUUCAGACGCUGAUUUCGUCAUCGCUAUCAUCACAAACAGCGAUGGAUUCGGAAUGGGUACCCCCGUUGGAACAGCUUCAUUCUACGUCAACGGGGGCGAGUACCAACCAGGAGAAAUAUCGUACAUGCCAUGCGAGAUUAUGUGCAGUCACAUGAGAUCUUAUUUUGUCUGGAUAUCUGCUUUGAUGCGCCCUCACCGAUUCAUUGCCGUGCGAUGCGAGUCUGUGGAAAAGGCGAAAGUGGGCGAUUGCUAUGAUGGGCCUUUGGUAACGAAUACUUUAGAUAUAUAUAUCGAUAGAAGUAAGCCUGGUAUUUAUUAUCUGGCUACAAGUAAUAGGUGGCCGUAUGCUUUGGGUAGGAGAGGUUUGAGAAAAAGAAGCAACAAUACGUUUGCCCCGUAUUUAACAUUAAUGAAUUGAUGUCAAAAAGACUUAAUCAUAAUAUGCUUACUUAAUUUAUAUGUAUAAUGUUACCCAAAUAAAAAAU
Molecule: messenger RNA, 1658 nt
Organism: Leguminivora glycinivorella
Lineage: Eukaryota; Metazoa; Arthropoda; Insecta; Lepidoptera; Tortricidae
Product: phospholipase A1 member A-like
Exons: 3
Coding region: 512-1591 (359 amino acids)
Molecular function (GO): lipase activity
Source: RefSeq, a predicted model, not a curated record